UAUUUCCAAAUUAUUGUGUUUCUGAGCCAAAUAGAUUUCGUAAUAACUGCGCACCAGGGCUUGUUGCUGAAAUACAUUGGAUUAAAAUGAUAUUUAUUAAGCUAAACCGUUAUAACAGUAUCGUCAAUAUAUUGCUUAUUUUUUUAUUUUCGUCCGCUGAAUGUUUUAGUCCGGAUUUGACAAAUAAAGAUCGCAAUUACUCUAGAGCAGCAUUGAAGCCACUCUUCGAUGAAAAUCUGUUCUGGGUGUCAGGUGAUAUACCGAUACUUAAUAGAAAGGUUUUCAAAGGCAUGCGUGUUACGAUCCGCGAGCAUCCGUACAUCGCGAGCGUGCGCAGGGACCUGGCUCACUACUGCGUGGCGACAAUGCUCACUAAGAACGUGUUCGUAACUGUAGCACAUCCUUUGAUCGACAUACCAAUAUUCGAGUUCACAGUAGUUGUGGGCGAGAACUACGCGGACCGUGGCUCUGGCCUCCUCACAGUCACCAUAAUAAUCAUUCACGAACUUUUCGACCGAUACACACUGGCAAAUGAUGUAGCCUUAAUAAGAGUAUACGAAGACACGGCAUACAGAUGUUCUGUAAAGUCGAUCCAAUUGGUUCAUCCGAGUAUUCCGUUGAAUCGUGCGCGAGCUUUCGUCACUGGCUGGGGGCGCUGUGAUCGCACGGGCAGAGAGCUGUGUUUACCUCGGUCAACGAAGUUUACGCCCGGCGAGAAACUGGACCCCAUGUUAAGAACGGUGUCCUUCAUUAUAAAACUUCCGAAUUACUAUUGUGAAGGCUACAAACAAAAUGGUGUUAACUUCAGUCCCGGUAUGAUGUGUUUGGGGCAAGCGCGUGAGGAAGACAAGAUGGCGCCGUGUCUCGCUGCUCCUGGGGCACCACUCGUGGUGGAAGCACAUCUCGCGGGGUUGCUGUCUUGGGGCUACGGCUGUGGAUACGAUAACGAUCUCCCACUCGUCUAUACCAACAUACAGCAUCACCAACCAUGGUUCCUCCACAACAUCCCGAUACUGCGCCGCAUCACUCACUCUAACUUAACCAUACUUUUUGAAGCGGAGCGCGCUUUCGUCAUGUCUAUGUGGCUAGCUAUGACCAGGAUACACCCCCCACCUCCUCUAACCGUCCUCGAUAAACCGUUGGAAAUGCUGAAACUGGACCGGGAACUGGCCAAGUUAAGGGGAAAGGUCUACGACUUGAGGGACUACCUUUUCAACGGUAUACAGCAUUUGUAUAAAGUGAGGUUAUAUGAAAUAUUAAGGCAGAGGAUACUUGAGAGGCAAUUCCUGAUCAAGAUAAGGAAUGAAGCCAUAAAAAUGAGUCCUGAACCGUUUUUGAACUUGUCCUUCGACUCGGAGCCUGAAAUAAUGCAACAAAUGAAGAUCCAUGAAAAGCCUCGAGUUUUGGAGGAACCCGAAGUCACUGAUACUGAAAGUGACAAUAGUUACGGAGACUAACUGUUAUACGAACCGUCUCUGAUAUUUUUAAUAGAAAUUGAUUAAUUUAAAUAAUAUAAUUACACUAGUUGCUG
Molecule: messenger RNA, 1531 nt
Organism: Trichoplusia ni (cabbage looper)
Lineage: Eukaryota; Metazoa; Arthropoda; Insecta; Lepidoptera; Noctuidae
Product: trypsin beta-like
Exons: 8
Coding region: 87-1457 (456 amino acids)
Biological process (GO): proteolysis
Molecular function (GO): serine-type endopeptidase activity
Source: RefSeq, a predicted model, not a curated record